Molecule: messenger RNA, 1012 nt
Organism: Drosophila subpulchrella
Lineage: Eukaryota; Metazoa; Arthropoda; Insecta; Diptera; Drosophilidae
Exons: 2
Coding region: 112-798 (228 amino acids)
Source: RefSeq, a predicted model, not a curated record
GGCACUUCGUUCACUAACACCAGUCACAUUUAACUUAUAUUUCGUAUAAUAACCAAGCCACAUUUUAACUGAAAAAAAACUCUAAAAUUUCGGUGGACAAAGUGGACGAACAUGUCCAAUCUACAAGAUGUGCCACUCGCCGAUCCCGAAGUUCUGCCGGUUGAUGGCUCCGAUGUGACCCCCGCGCCCAAAUCCAGUUCGCUGAAGCGCUUCUUUAAGAUCAGCAAGAAGCCGCUGAUGCGGGACCAAGUGGAGGAAGUGAGCGAGACCUCCUCCCAGGACCACAAGGAGCUGGGCAGGUCCAACACGAUAAGUCGGUUCUUCACCCGCCUGAAGGGAUCAAGCAAAGAUGGCCAGGAGCAAUCCAGCUCAGUAACCGAUGCCGGGCAGCAUGAGAAGCCGUUGCCAAAUGUGAAGCCCACCAUAAAGACAUCAAUAUCAUCCUACUGGAAGCUUCUAUUCCAUCGCCAAAAAAACCCGCGUCAAAAUGCGGGCUUCGGACUGUCCAAUAAUGUGGAGAACGUGGAAUCGGAAGAGGUCCACGAACUGCAGCCGGUAAACCAUGAAUCUGAAACCGAUUGUCAAUCGAGUCCCAAGAUAGAAGAUUCCGAAAUUGAGGACUACACGUCGGAUCCGGCUCUGGAACCACCAAUUGCGUUGGCCAAAAAAAGUGUGGCCAACAAGGCUUCUGGACAGGAGGCUUUUAGCGCAUUGGAGGGCGGUCAGUUGUCCAUUGCGGAAGCCGAGAUUGAGGACUCCAUUCAGCCAGCUCCCACUUUUGUUAAUCAAUUCAAAUAGGAUAUAUACGAAAGGAUCUAAUAUAACUCUCGUUCUCUAGGCCACUGCUCAUAAAUCUGAAAGUGUUCUGCCCCUACACUACACAGUCCACUCUGUAAACAUUUCAAGGAUUCAAGAUAUUUCCCCUUACAUUCAAAGACCACAAACAUCUCCGCAUUAAUUCCACAAAUUAUAAUUUCCAACUUACAAUAAACACAAGCACACUCGAAAUAUA